AUGUCGACUAUUGAAUCCAAUAAUAUUGCUAUGAAUUCAAAGACUCAGUCGAAUACCGUUAAUUCGACUGCGCUUGUUGUGUAUCAGUCUAAUAUACAAUCUCAAACACCACCACCUCCACCAUUACCAUUAACAUCAAGUACAUCAUUACCAUCAUCAUCAGCAUCAUUUAAUGAAGAUAAACCUAUUGAAAAAUUUUAUAAAAAACAAAAACAAAUUAUAGUUGAAUUUGACCAAAUUGUUAAAGAUAUUCGUUUUCAACUUAAUGAACAAUUAAAAUGUUUGGAACAACGUAUUGAUACACAAUUAUCAAUUCUUGCUGAAAUACAAGAAUAUUUUAAACGUCGUGCUGAUGUUGAACUUGAUUAUGCUAAAAAUCUUGAUAAUUUACAUAAACAAAUUAAUCAAAAGUCUCGAACACAAAAAGCACGACGAGAAACUUGGAUUCUUCAAUCUAUAAAUAAAUUAUGGGAAACGAUUGUUCAUGAUACUCGUACUCAUGUUAAAUAUCAUACAAUUAUGUCUGAUAUUUGUGGAAAAUAUAUGUAUGAUAAAUUUAAUGAAAUUGUUGAAGAUACAAGACGAAUGUUUACAAAAUGUAAAUCAGUUGCUUUAGCUAGUCAUGAAGAUAUAUUUAAAGUACUUAAUGAAUUACAGAGUACAAUGAAAACCUAUCAUCAGUAUCAGAGUGAAAGCAAACAAGCCGAACAAAAAUUACGAAUUAUUCAACAACAGAUGGCAAAAAUAAAAAGUGCUAAAAAACAAAAAACUAUGGAAAAACGAGUUGAAAAAAGACAAAUGAAAUAUACAGAAACAAAAGUCAAAGCAUUUAAAGCACGUAAUGAUUAUUUAAUGACAAUUGAAUCUGUUAAUGCUGCAUUAAAAAAAUAUUGUACAGAUGAUGUACCUGAUUUAAUUGAUUGUAUGAAUUUUGGUUUUCAUACAUCAAUUGCUAAAUCAAUACAAAUGUAUUUAUCAGCACAAGAAAAUAUUAAACGUGGUCGACAAGCAACAAUUGAAACAUUAAAUCGAGCUAUUGGUGAUUUAGAUACAGUUACAGAUAAACAAAAAUAUUUAGAAUAUUAUUCAAAUACAUUUACAAUACCAAAAAAAAUUAAAUUUGAACCACAUAAAGGUGAUGAAGUAUCAGCUGUUAAUGCUCAAGUAUUAAUACGUGAUGAAAUGCAAUCACGUUUUAUACAAAUGCAAAGUAGACUUGCAGGAUUAAAAACAGAAAAUGAUGAGAUUUUCAAAACAAUUGAAGCUACAGAACAAUCAUUAAUGGAAUUUAUUAAUACGAAAAAUUCUGAUGUUUCUGAUUUAUUUAAAGAUCUUAAUUUACCACAAAAUAUAUCAAAAGAUAAAAGAAAAGAAAUUGAAGAUUAUUAUGUUGAGAAAUUUAAACAAUAUACAUUAAGCAGUAAUUUAAUUGCACGUUUACAAGCUCGUCAUGAUAUUAUGCAAAAAGCAUUAGGUGCUGCACCAACUACAGCUAGUGUCGAAGAUAAAAAUUUAAUACGCCGUCCAAUAAAACCAAAACAAAUUGGUCGUGCUCCAAUUCUUGGUCGUCCACGUUUAUUUGGUGGAAAACUAUUAGAUUAUAUUCAAGUAACACAACAACAUGUACCAUUAAUUAUUUCAUCCUGUGUUAGUGCUAUUAAUCGACUUGGUUUACAUAAUCAAGGUAUUUUUCGUGUACCUGGUGCACAAAUUGAUAUAAAUCAAUUUAAAGAAGCAUUUGAAAAAGGUGAAGAUCCAUUAGUUAAUAUAACUGGACGUGAUAUGAAUUCAGUUGCUGGUGUAUUAAAAUUAUAUUUUCGUGAAUUAAAAGAACCAUUAUUUGCUCGAGAUAUGUUUGAUUCCUUUAUUUCAUGUAUUGUUGAUGUUGAAUCUGAAGAAAAAUGUGUUGAAAAUCUUUGUCAAGUUGUGAAACUUCUUCCUCGUCCAAUAUUCAUUGUUAUGCGUUAUUUUUUUGCUUUUCUUAAUCAUCUUGCAGAAUAUUCUGAUGAAAAUAUGAUGGAUGCAUCAAAUUUAGCUAGUUGUUUAGCACCAACACUUAUGCCAAUACCUGAAGAUAAAGAUCAAGUACAAUAUUUAACACACACAAUUGAACUUAUACGAACAAUAAUUACACAUCAUGAAGAAAUAUUUCCAUCAGAUGGUAAUGGACCUAUCUAUGAAAAAUUUGCUAUUACAGUUGCAAUUGAUGGUGAAGAAGAUGAAGAUGAUGAAGGAAUCAGUGAACGAUCAUUAAGACGAACACCAAGUGAUGAUGAAGUGGAGACGAUUGAAGCAGUAGCAUUGUUUGAUUAUGUUGGAAGAACUGAAAAAGAAUUAUCAUUUAAAAAGAAUCAAAUUAUUUAUAUAUUUAAAAGAAUGAAUCAUGAAUGGUGGCAAGGUUGUUUAGCUGGUGGAAAUGAGUCGGGAUAUGUUCCCGACGGUUACAUCAAGCCUAAAACAAGACGUCGAGAUUCAGCUCCAGUACAAAAUCGUCCAUCACUUUGUCUUACUCCAGAACCAUCAUCAUCAUUUAAUUCAAUUAAUUUAACAACAUUAUCAAAUGAUCAACUUAAUACUCCUAUAGUUUAUCGUCAAUCAUCUAAUUUAUCAAUUGUUGAUGAACAUCGUCUUGAAACAGCUAAAGAAACGGAAAUAGUUGAAGUUGAUUCUGAUAUUGAAAAUGAAGAAGAAGAAGAAGAUGAUGAUGAUGAUGAUAAUGAUGACGAUAAUGAAGAUUCUGAUGUAUCACAAGAAAAUACAUAUGAAAAUACAAGUAAUUCAAGUCAUCAAAAAUCUAAUAAUCAUCAUUCAAUAUAUGAUGUUUUACCACCAAGUCCACCUAUAUUACAAAUAAAAAAAGAUCAUUGUCAUUCAAGAUCAUCAACAUCAUCAUCAUCACGUUUAACAUCAACAAAUGAACAACAAAUAAUUGAUAUUGAUACAGCAUUACGUGAAGUAUUAUCUGGUAUUCGUACAGUUGAAGAAUGUCAUGCACAAUGUUUUCGUUCUGUAUCAACAAUAAAUAAUCAACAAGAUGAACGUUUAUCAACACAACAAGAAAGUGAUGCACCUGAUCUUGUACUUAAUUUACCUAUUACAAGUGGACUUAUAACACCACCAUCAACAAAAUCUAUUGAUAAUAAUAUAAAUGAACAUCAAUCAUUAAAAUCUUCAUCAUCAUCAAAUAGUUCACCAAUUCAUCAGAUAGAUCAUAGUCAUAAUAAUAAUAAUAAUAAUAAUUCAUUAAUACAAUUAACUAUAAUGAAUGAUUCAACACGUACAUCACGUUCAAAUUCUGCAUCAACAACAACAACACAUUUUAUUGAAAAAAUUCGUCCAUCACCAGAACCAAGUCAUCGAAAAAAAAUUCCACCACCUAUUAUGAAAAAGCCAGAAAAAACUAUUGAAUUACUUAAACGUCUUGGUUUACAACCAUCUAAUGAAUCAUCAUGCGGUGCUACAAGCUCAUCAACGUCAACCUCUUCUUCCUCAUCGUCACAUUUACAUCAACAACCAGUAUCUGUUGCUGGUUCGUCCAAAACUACUGAUGUUUAA
Messenger RNA from Rotaria sordida, 3555 nucleotides. Lineage: Eukaryota; Metazoa; Rotifera; Eurotatoria; Philodinida; Philodinidae. The record is from the annotation of a GenBank genome assembly.